UUUUUUUUAAGAAAAAUACAUAAAUACAUACACAUAUUCAUUUAUAAAUAAAUAAAAUAUGGAUUUGAGCGAUGAUACCAACAAACGUAGUUUAUUUGAUGACAAUGACACCCCCCUAAAUUCAUUAGUUGCACCUAGUGAUCAUGAUCAAUCUGAUUCAGAAGAUGAUUUUGCUUUAAAUUCUAUGGUCGAUCAAGAUGCUCUUGAUAACUAUAACAUUCCAUCUAAUCUUAAAAACAUUCUUCGAAUGGAUGAUCAUGAUAUCAAUCUCAACGAUUCCUUUCGUGAUGAUUCCGAAUCUGAUGAUGAUUCCUUUAUCAAUCGUCGUUUUGAAGCUUCAGUAGACAUCAACAAAAUAAAUGAAGAAAUAGAAAAAAAUAAGAGUAAAUUUAUGAACUUUCCUCUUAUGCCUCCUACUGAAGAAGAAAAAGAACCAAAAAUGACCGUGAAAAGACCUAAAAAGCCUCGUGAAAAGAAAAAACGAAGAGAGAAAAAAGAUGUUUUUGAAGCACAACGAGAGGCGAGAGCAAAUAAGCUACAUCAACUACUCAAGGGUUUAAGAGAAGAAAACGAAAGUGAAGAAGAAGAAAAAGAAAAUAACAAGUCUAAAAGAAAAAUGGGACGAAGAACAAGAAAGAAAGAAUCAAAUGAAAUAAAAGUAGACGAGAAUGGUGAAAGAUUGAUACGUACGACUGAGCUUUUAGACGACACAAGUGAAGAAGAGGAGGACGAGGGAGAGGAACGAAAGUUAUCAAAGAGGGCAGAGCUAGAGAUGUAUCGUGAAGCAGAACGUCGUCGAAGGGCAGCUAAUGUUAUGCUAAAGCCAGUGUAUAAUAUUAAAUCGUUUGAUGAUUUUGUGAAACGUCGAGAUGAACAUGAACAAGCCUAUUUAAGAAAAUUAGAGCUUGAAAGGCAGCAUAAGACAGUCUCUAGUCAUAUACCCAACAAACACGAAGAAAGUGAUGAUAGUGAUCUUGAAAUUAUAGGUGAUCCAAAAAGGAUUGCAGCAUCCCUUUUAUCACCCGAUCGUGUUCGAUAUCCAAUACCUAAUUUCUCUCCUAUCAGGCAUGCCUCUAUUGCUUUACGAGAACACAAUCGAAGAAUGUUAAAUCGAAUUACGAAUGAAGGAUAUGAUCAUAGAAUCAAGAUGGAAGAAGAAGCUAAGGCACGUGGCUACUUUGCUUCUGCUACAGAAAGAGCAAAAAGAUUACUUGAAAAAGAAAAAAAUGCCUUAAUGAUUAAAGAACAAGUAGAUAUGCAUUUUGAAAUGAAAAAAGGACCAAAGAAUUAUAAUAAUAGUUCGGAAGAUGAGGAUGAAAGCUAUGAGGCUAAUGAUGAUGUCUUUGAUGAAUUUUCUGGUUCUGAAGAAGAAUUUGAUAUUGAUUAUGUAGAUGAUGUAAAAAAGAAUUCUUUGAAACGAAAAGUGGAUAGCAAUGACGAAGAUGGGGAUGAGAAUGAUAUGGCAACUAUAGCUUUCAGACGUUGGAAAGGGAAAAAAGCUAAAAAAUCCAUAUUUGACGAUGAGGAUGAGGAUGAGGAUGAAAAUGAGAACUCUUCUGCAAAGAAGAAAGCUGCUCAAAAGCCUGAACCAGCACAUUCUAUUGUAAACUUUUUUAAAGCCAAGGAAGCAAAAAAUAAUGAAAUUAAAGAGGCAAAUGAAGAUGAAAGAGAAGAAAAGCCUCUUACUCGUCUUGUAAGACGUGAUUCCAAUGAUGAUACAGUAGAUGAUACUAAAGAAGAAAUGCAAACUGAUGAUUUAAAUGCUAUGGAUAUUGAUGAAAUAUCUGCUCCUGUAAAGAAAUUACAGAAAGCCACAUUAUCAUCUAAGCCAGAAGGAAACAAUGAAUACCUUGAAGAGGAAGCUGAAGAGGAAGAAGAUGAAUAUUUCGGCGUGGCAGGUUCUGAUGAAGAAAUUGGUGAAAAUUUAGAUGAAUUUGAAGAUGAUGGUCUAUUAGUCGAAAAUAAUGAUGAAUAUGUAGAUGAAGCAGUAUUAAGAGAAGCAUUUAUGUAGGUUUUUCUAUUAAAGGACAUGGGAUAAUUACAUAGCACAUGCUUAUACAUAUAAAUAUUUCUUUUUGUUUAGUCAACAAGAUAAAGAAAGUGAUAGUAAUUUAAUUCAGCGUUUAAUUACAGAUAUUGCAGGUGGUGGUUUACGUAGACAGAAAGCAGCUGCAGAAGCAGGGCUAAUGCUUGAUG
Molecule: messenger RNA, 2196 nt
Organism: Cokeromyces recurvatus
Lineage: Eukaryota; Fungi; Mucoromycota; Mucoromycetes; Mucorales; Mucoraceae
Exons: 2
Coding region: 59-2011 (650 amino acids)
Source: RefSeq, a predicted model, not a curated record